Molecule: messenger RNA, 396 nt
Organism: Penicillium cinerascens
Lineage: Eukaryota; Fungi; Ascomycota; Eurotiomycetes; Eurotiales; Aspergillaceae
Gene: pfy1
Product: profilin
Exons: 5
Coding region: 1-396 (131 amino acids)
Cellular component (GO): cell cortex
Molecular function (GO): actin monomer binding
Source: RefSeq, a predicted model, not a curated record
AUGGGCCAGCACUCCGCAAUUUGGCAGGGCUAUGUCGACUCCAGCCUGAUGGGCUCGGGUCAAUUCGACAAGGCCGGUAUCCUGGCCGCCGACUUCUCCGGUCUCGAGGCCCAGUCCCCUGGAUUCACCAUGACCCAGGACGACAUCAACACCCUGGCCGCGGCCUUCACUGACCCCGAUUCCGCCUUCGCCAACGGCUUCUCCGUCGGUGGCGAGAAGUUCGUCUGCAUCAAGGCCGAUGCGCGCAGUCUGUACGGCAAGAAGGGGAAGGAGGGCGCCAUCAUUUCUCGCGCUUCCGCAUGCACCAUCAUCGCCCACCACGGCGAGAGCGUCCAGACCACCAACGCGGCGACCGUUGUGGAGAACCUGGUCGACUACAUCAACAACCCCCAAUAA